This is a messenger RNA of Erinaceus europaeus (western European hedgehog), 9311 nucleotides long. RefSeq names its product protein tyrosine phosphatase receptor type G (gene PTPRG). The record is from RefSeq and is a predicted model, not a curated record. Gene Ontology annotation, biological process: protein dephosphorylation. Lineage: Eukaryota; Metazoa; Chordata; Mammalia; Eulipotyphla; Erinaceidae. The transcript is spliced from 30 exons. The coding region runs from base 613 to 4947 and encodes 1444 amino acids. Gene Ontology annotation, molecular function: protein tyrosine phosphatase activity; protein binding.
GCCCUCGCCCCAGCGCCCUUCUGAAAUCCUUUGUGAUUUCCUCCAGCCGUUUCUAUUUCGGGGGGCUCUUCGCCACCCCCGCCUCUUCCCUCCCCUUCCCCGCUCGCAAACAUGCCUCCUUCCUUCCCCGGGCCCUGGAAGGAGCUGCCUGCCUGAAGCCCGGAGACGCCGCGCCGCGCUCAGCCGCCGCCCGCCGGCUCUGGGGCUGCGCCGCGCCGCGCCGCCGACUCAAGUUGGGGCUCCGGGGCUGCUCGCCGCCGCCGCCCCCGCUGCCUGCCGGCCCGCGGACCCGGGCUUCACCGCCGCCCGCCGACUUCGCGUCCUGCCCGCUCCACUCGCUCCGCUGUGAACGGAAAGCCGCCUUCUCCGCCGAGGACCGUGCCGGGAGUGGCUUUGGGUUCCCGGCCACUUUUUUUUUUUUUUUUUUUAGGUUUUCCGGGGGGUGCUCUCGGAGGCUUCCAGGGGGUACUCGGGCCGCCGAGCGCGGAGGCCCCUGGAGCGGGCGAGCAGGGGGGAGAGCCCGGGCUCCGCGGAGGCUCGCACCGAGGCAAGAGAACUUAUUCAACAAGUUUACCCCCCCUGCCUCCUUCUUUUCGAUGUGCGUUUUCGGACAUGCGGAGGUUACUGGAACCGUGUUGGUGGAUUUUGUUCCUGAAAAUCACCAGUUCCGUGCUCCAUUAUGUCGUGUGCUUCCCCGCAUUGACAGAAGGCUAUGUGGGAGCCCUACACGAGAGCAGACACAGCAGCUCAGCGCAGAUCCGCAGGCGCAAGGCCUCAGGCGACCCAUACUGGGCAUACUCUGGUGCCUAUGGUCCAGAGCACUGGGUCACAUCUAGUGUCAGCUGUGGGGGCCGUCACCAGUCUCCCAUAGACAUUUUAGACCAGCAUGCUCGUGUUGGUGAAGAGUACCAGGAACUGCAACUUGAUGGCUUCGACAGUGAAUCUUCUAACAAAACUUGGAUGAAAAACACAGGGAAAACAGUUGCCAUCCUUCUGAAAGAUGACUAUUUUGUCAGUGGUGCCGGCCUGCCUGGUAGAUUCAAAGCUGAGAAGGUGGAAUUUCACUGGGGCCAUAGCAAUGGUUCUUCUGGCUCUGAACACAGCAUCAAUGGCAGGCGAUUUCCUGUGGAGAUGCAGAUUUUCUUCUACAAUCCUGACGACUUUGACAGCUUUCAAAGUGCUAUUACUGAAAACAGAGUUAUCGCAGCCAUGGCCAUCUUUUUUCAAGUCAGUCCCAGGGACAAUUCUGCACUGGAUCCUAUUAUCCAUGGGUUGAAGGGUGUCGUACAUCAUGAGAAGGAGACCUUUCUGGAUCCUUUCAUCCUCCGGGAGCUCCUGCCUUCAUCCCUGGGCAGCUAUUACCGGUACACGGGUUCUCUGACCACCCCACCGUGUAGCGAAAUAGUGGAGUGGAUUGUCUUCCGGAAGCCUGUUCCCAUCUCUUAUCAUCAGCUCGAGGCUUUUUAUUCCAUCUUCACCACAGAGCAGCAAGACCAUGUCAAGUCGGUGGAGUAUCUGAGAAACAACUUUCGCCCGCAGCAGUCUCUGAAUGACAGGGUGGUGUCCAAAUCAGCUGUCCAUGAUGCCUGGAACCAUGACAUGGCAGACUUCUUAGAAAACCCACUGGGGACAGAAGCUUCUAAAGUUUGCAGCUCUCCACCCAUCCACAUGAAGGUGCAGCCGCUGAACCAGACAGCACUGCAGGUCUCCUGGAGCCAGCCUGAGACCGUCUACCACCCCCCCAUCAUGAACUACAUGAUCUCCUACAGCUGGACCAAGAAUGAGGACGAGAAGGAAAAGACGUUUACUAAGGACAGUGACAAAGACUUGAAGGCCACCAUUAGCCAUGUCUCACCUGAUAGCCUUUACCUGUUCCGAGUCCAGGCCAUUUGUCGGAAUGAUAUGCGCAGUGACUUCAGCCAGACUAUGCUCUUUCAAGCUAAUACCACUCGAAUAUUCCAAGGGACCAGGAUUGUUAAAACAGGAGUGCCCACAGCAUCUCCUGCCUCCUCAGCUGACAUGGCCCCCAUCAGCUCGGGGUCAUCAACCUGGACAUCCUCUGGCAUCCCCUUCUCCUUUGUCUCCAUGGCGACUGGGAUGGGCCCCUCCUCCAGCGGCAGCCAGGCGACAGUAGCCUCAGUGGUCACUAGCACGCUCCUGGCAGGCCUGGGCUUCAGCGGUGGCGGCAUCUCCUCCUUCCCCAGUACCGUGUGGCCCACACGCCUCCCCACAGCCGCCUCUGCCAGCAAACAGGCCGUCAGGCCUGUCCUUGCCACCACAGAGGUCUUGGCUUCCUCAGGCCCGGACGGUGACUCAGCCCCCACCAAGGACAGCGAAGGUACCAAGAACGGAGAAAAGGAUGAGAAAAGUGAGAGUGAGGAUGGGGAGCGAGAACACGAGGAGGAGGGUGAGAAGGACUCCGAAAAGAAGGAGAAGAGUGGGGUGACCCAUGCCACCCAAGAGCAGAACCAGAACCGGCCCACCUCUUCCCCAUCCUCUCCCAACAGGACUGCCCAGGCAGGCGGGCAUCAGACUAGAGCUGGGCACAACCACAUUGCCCUCCCCACAGGCCAGCCUGAUAGCUCCCUGGAUGCUGACCCUGGCCUGUACACCAAUUCCGUCACCUCCACCCAAGUGCCCGCCACAUUCACAGAGGACCAUUACGAAGGGAGUGAUACCAAGAGGCCUGGGAUGCCGUCAAAAAAGCCUGCAUCCCGAGAAGACCGUUUUUCUGAGGAUAGCAAAUUUAUCACAGUUAAUCCAGUGGAAAAGAACACCUCCGGAAUGAUAAGCCGCCCUUCUCCAGGGAGGAUGGAAUGGAUCAUCCCUCUGAUUGUGGUAUCAGCCUUGACCUUUGUGUGCCUCAUCCUUCUCAUUGCUGUCCUAGUUUACUGGAGAGGAUGUAACAAAAAAAGGUCCAAGGGCUUUCGCAGACGUUUCCGAGAAGUGCCUUCUUCUGGGGAGAGAGGAGAGAAGGGGAGCAGAAAAUGUUUUCAGACAGCGCAUUUCUAUGUGGAAGACAGCAGUUCACCUCGUGUGGUCCCCAAUGAAAGUAUUCCUAUCAUUCCUAUACCGGAUGACAUGGAAGCCAUUCCUGUCAAACAGUUUGUUAAACACAUCGGUGAGCUCUAUUCUAAUAACCAGCAUGGGUUCUCAGAGGAUUUUGAGGAAGUUCAACGCUGUACAGCUGAUAUGAACAUCACUGCAGAACAUUCCAAUCAUCCAGAUAACAAGCACAAAAACAGAUACAUCAACAUUUUAGCAUAUGACCACAGCAGGGUGAAGCUAAGACCUUUACCAGGAAAAGACUCUAAGCACAGCGACUACAUUAAUGCAAACUAUGUUGAUGGUUACAACAAAGCAAAAGCCUACAUCGCCACGCAGGGACCUUUAAAGUCUACAUUUGAAGAUUUCUGGAGGAUGAUUUGGGAACAAAACACUGGGAUCAUUGUCAUGAUUACAAACCUUGUGGAAAAAGGAAGAAGAAAAUGUGAUCAGUAUUGGCCAACAGAGAAUAGUGAAGAAUAUGGAAACAUUAUUGUCACACUGAAGAGCACAAAAAUACAUGCCUGCUAUACCGUUCGCCGUUUUUCAGUACGAAAUACGAAAGUGAAAAAGGGUCAAAAGGGAAAUCCCAAAGGUCGACAGAAUGAAAGGGUGGUGAUCCAAUAUCACUACACACAGUGGCCUGACAUGGGCGUUCCAGAGUAUGCCCUCCCUGUCCUCACCUUCGUGAGGAGAUCCUCAGCUGCCCGGAUGCCAGAGAUGGGCCCUGUGCUGGUGCACUGCAGUGCUGGUGUGGGCAGGACAGGCACCUACAUUGUCAUAGACAGCAUGCUGCAACAGAUAAAAGACAAAAGCACAGUCAAUGUCCUGGGAUUCCUGAAGCAUAUCAGGACACAGCGAAACUACCUCGUCCAGACUGAGGAGCAGUACAUUUUCAUCCAUGAUGCCUUGUUGGAAGCCAUUCUUGGAAAGGAGACUGAAGUAUCUUCAAGUCAACUGCAUAGCUAUGUUAACAGCAUCCUCAUACCAGGAGUGGGAGGAAAAACACGACUAGAAAAACAAUUCAAGCUGGUCACACAAUGUAAUGCAAAAUAUGUGGAAUGCUUUAGUGCUCAGAAGGAGUGCAACAAAGAAAAGAACAGGAACUCUUCAGUUGUACCAUCUGAGCGUGCUCGAGUGGGUCUUGCACCAUUGCCUGGAAUGAAAGGAACAGAUUACAUUAAUGCUUCUUAUAUCAUGGGCUAUUAUAGGAGCAAUGAAUUUAUUAUAACCCAGCAUCCUCUGCCACAUACUACGAAAGAUUUCUGGCGAAUGAUUUGGGAUCAUAAUGCACAGAUCAUUGUCAUGCUGCCAGACAACCAGAGCUUGGCAGAAGAUGAGUUUGUAUACUGGCCAAGUCGAGAAGAAUCCAUGAACUGUGAGGCCUUUACUGUCACCCUUAUCAGUAAAGACAGACUGUGCCUCUCUAAUGAAGAACAAAUCAUCAUCCAUGACUUUAUCCUGGAAGCUACACAGGAUGACUAUGUCCUGGAGGUUCGGCACUUUCAGUGUCCCAAAUGGCCUAACCCAGAUGCCCCUAUAAGCAGUACCUUUGAACUAAUCAAUGUCAUCAAGGAAGAGGCCUUAACACGGGAUGGCCCCACCAUUGUUCACGAUGAGUAUGGAGCAGUUUCAGCAGGAAUGUUAUGUGCCCUUACCACCCUGUCCCAGCAACUGGAAAAUGAAAAUGCUGUGGAUGUUUUCCAAGUUGCAAAAAUGAUUAACCUUAUGAGGCCUGGAGUAUUCACAGACAUUGAACAGUACCAGUUUGUCUAUAAAGCAAUGCUCAGCUUGGUCAGCACUAAAGAAAAUGGAAACGGUCCCAUGACAGUGGACAAAAAUGGUGCUGUUCUAAUCGCAGAUGAAUCAGACCCUGCCGAGAGUAUGGAAUCUCUAGUGUGAUUGGAAUUCUGAAAGGGCGCUUAAUUUGUAAAACUUCUGAAGACUGAGAACUUUUUUGAGGCCUUUUUUGCCAGACUCUAGGUUAUACAAUAACCCAGUUACUUUUUUACACUGAUAAAAGUUUUGAUAUUUAUUUUUUGCCAUUUUAUGUCUUAAUGGUAUCCUACUGAACAUUUGCACCUCUGUUCAUUUCACACAGUGAAACACAAUUUUACCUAGUUUGCACUAUAUGAUCAGUGUUACUGCCUAUAAUCUGAUACUAAAGCAAACCCUGAUGUGACAUUCCAUGACAACAUACAUGCUACUUUUUAGUUCAGUACAGUGAAGGUCUUUGUUAUGACAGUGAACCUUGCUUUUGUUAUGAUAACUAUUAUUGCUAAAGCAGCUUUGUUCUACUAAGCAGGCAAUGCUGUACUUUUCCUCAGACCUCCUCUCAAUGUUUUUUAGGCACUGUUCAAUACUGUAUGCAUUUCUAAGUUUUAAUGGAGUGGGUGAGCAUUGGCCUUUUGUUUUUUUUAAUUUCAACAAUAGCAGGUUGUUGGGAGCUACUAAGAAGGCAUUGAGGGUUCCAUUUAUGAUGGAAGAUAACCAUUAAGAAAUUAUAUGGCUUAAGAAUUGCUUUAUGUGAACAUCACCUCUUAGUUACAAAGUUAUAGUCAUAACAAACAAAAUGCCCAACUGUGUCAAAUAAAGGAUAUCUCUGUAUUACAAUUUUCAUAGUAGCUAUGUGGACAGUGUGUAUUAUUUCCACUUUGAUACUUUGAAAUAGUUACAUCCUAAAAUCAGGGCUAUCUUUUACAACUGAAAGAUAGCAAUAUUUUACACAACUCGGUUACAAACCCUUUGGUGACUCUCCAUUAAUAUUUCUUGAUUUUAUAAUAUCAUACCUCACAGCAGGUGGAACAGUGGAAAAAAAUUGUCAGGUGUGUAAUUUUGAAACGAGUCCUCUAAAUACCCAUAUUAAACAUAGAGCAAGCUAAUUUUUUUAAACUACCUAUAGAAUUAUCUUCCUUUCUUUUUUGCCAAAUAUAUCAUGGUAAAUCUCUUCACUACAUUCUUUUACUGAGGGUUAAAAUGAAAAUACUGUGUUAGCAAAAGCUUCCAGUCUCUGUAGACUUCCACACAUACAAUACAUCUGAUCUAAAGAAAGAGAAUUAGAGUCUUGAAUAAAAGGCAAUGUGAAUGUUUUAAAAUUGUCUUUAAAGGAGGGAAAUGGUUUUGUGUGGUUUGGCCUGAGCAAAGGUAUACUUCAGAAAAAGAGGCUGAUGGUAAUUACACAGAACCCAGGGAAGUUAUGUAGCCCAGCCUCUAAAGCCAUAUUCAUCCUGCAGUACACAAUGGGGAAACUAAGAACACUGAAAAGAGAUUUUAGUUCAAUAAGAAAAAAUAAGCUACUUACAGAGAUUAGUUUCAUCUGCUGCCUAUUUGCUUUUGAAGGGCAAUCUCCAUUAGUUUUUCUUCUUCAACAUCACAUAGCAUAAUAGUUAAUAACAGAACUGGGCCUGUUAAGAAGAAAACAGUUUUGUUUUUAUGUUAAUUAACUUAAACAAAAAGUUCACAGUGGCUGUUGUCAUAGAACCUGGAUAUAUAUAUAUAUAUAUAAAUAGAACCAUGACACUCAGCACUGAGGUUCUAUUUAUCUCAAGUUGGCUUUCUGUGAAGUUUCUCAGCAAACUUUAACAUUGAAGGACCAAAGCUGCUAAGGAGAGAGGCUGCAGGUGAAGUCCAGAGGACUCAAUGCUUAGGCCCAUGGAAUUUUCAUGAACUGUAUAACCUGCCUGGGUUAAUCUCAUCCUUUCAUCACAUGGAUUGAGCAACAACGAAUACUUUUUAUGAACUGUGUGGGGUAAGCUUGAGAAAAGGUGCACAGGUGAGCAAACUUUACUAAAUUAUAUGUGCAAGAUGUUACCCUUCCCCUUCUGUGCCCACAAGAGAUAAAUAACUGAAUAUGAGAACAUUACAACUGACAGGAAGCUGAAGGGAAUCAGGGAAAGGUAAGAUUUCAGAUCAUGCUAAGGACUAGAUCAUUUUAGUCGAAAUUGGUUCCUUUAGUUAAGCAGAGUACUCAUGUGAGUCAACUCUUUGCAGCAGACGGCAUAGUGGGCUCUUAUUUAUGGAAGUAAUAUUCAAGAUGGGACUCAUCAUUGUUCUUAAUAAAUGCUGAGUAAAAGACACACAGCAAGUAUUCAUUUCUGUGCUAUUUCCAGAAGUCUCUGUUCCUAAAAAUACAUACCCUCUGCCACAGUUCUGUGUUCAUCUUUUAUAUGGGUAUCAGAUACAGGAAAAGAGGUAACUAGGAAACAAUGGGAAAUUUAUAAGGAUGGUUUAGAAAUUCUCUGUGUGCAAUUGUAUGCCACAGAGGACUUAAACCAAAGUCUUCAAAUUCUGACUCACUGAGCUAUAAGUAGUUACUAUUUGCCUAUCUUGCCAAAGUGGUCCACACACACUUCACUGGUGAUAACUAUGCCUAGCAGUUCUUCACUUUCACCAGAGUGCAACCUCACUAUUAUUCUUCAUGUUAUUGGAAGUGUGUGUGUGUGUGUGUGUGUGUGUGUGUGUGUGUGUGUGUGUGUGUGUGUAUUUCCAGAGGCAUAGUUUUAAAGAUGUUUUCCUCUGAGACUUAAGCACACUGCUUACCUUUAUAACAAAGUCAGUACCAAUUGCACUUGAUGGAGGAGGGAAUAGCUACUAUAAAUUAGCAUGUGUUGUUUUGCAAAAUAUGAUCUUAGGGUACAUGAAUUGAGAUCUAGGAAACCUAAUGUACACAUCAUACAAAAUGAAAUUGCAGUGAUCAGACCAAGUAGCCAUGCUGGACAUCAGAGAAAAGGAUACCUUAUUUCUAAGAGGAGAACUCUUUCUUGUAUCCAAAAGCCACAGUAUAUAACUUCUGAAUUUCAACAACAAGGUUAAUUGAAGUUACUUUGUUAAUUGUAUGUCUUGGAGCUUUUAGAAUCUAUUUCAAGUCCAGUAAGGUCAGAGAAGAUACUGGUAUUCAAUGUCUGGCUACUUAAGUUUCUAGUCCAGAGUAACAUAUUGAAAACAACAAAUAACCUUAAUUAUUUUAUAAUGACACAGCACAACUGCCUUGUUAUAAAUUUUUUUUCUUAAAUGCAUAUAUACUAUAUUUAAAUUUUGAAAUAGAUACCAAUUUACCAAAGAUACAUAUUACUAAUUCUACACAAAAAAGUAAAUAAAAAAGAAACCCAAACUGAUCAUAAUUUAAGAAAUAAUAAUCAAAAUAUAGUUUGUUUUAAGGAUUUAGCAGUUAUAGUGGAAAAUGCAUUUUGGACUCCUACGUUCUAAAGUUUAUGUUCAAAUGGUGCCAGUGAAUUUUUAUAUGAAGGGAAAUGCCUGCUUUUUUUUUUUUUUAGGUGAACAGCUGUAAUAUCACUUACCUCUUUGCUCUUUCCCUUAGUUGCCAUCUAACAUACAAUAUUGGCUUUACUUAUCUUUAGAAAGAAGGCAUGCUACAAAUAGGAAGGGACUGUAAUGUAAUAAUGGUAUUGGGGCCUCUACUUUGUCUUAGCUGUUAAACUCUUUUUAGUAUUUUUGUUAAAUAUUUGCAAUGGGAAGCAUUUUCUACUGAGGAUAAUUAAUUUCAAGAAAAAGUAUCUUGAGUUUUAAGAAUUAAACAUCUCCAGAAAAGGAGACAGUCAAUUUUAUAAAAUGUUGCAACUCUCCAACAUUUGGGGUAGUGACUCCUUUUUUGUUAGGACAUUUGAAACUAGCAAGCAGCCAUUGUUUCUAGAAAAAGAAAACAAAAAAAAACAAAACAUUUCAGCCUUCUUGUUGAUUCAUGUUUCUUUCCCUUCAUCUUCAAAUAGCUAAAAAUCAUUAAAACUGUAAAUAUAUUGUUGCUUGGAUAAGCAUCUUCUGGGACCUUUGUAUCUAUGGUAUAUAAUCAUAGAAUUUUAUAUUUUCAUAUAAAGCUAGUUUUUUUUCUAGUUUCAACUUUCAUAGUUUUUUUGUUUCGUUUUAUUUUUAGUGGUGGAUAAUGUGAAUUCAACUUUCUGUGUAUUGACGUAGCAAGAACCAUCUCUGCAUUCCAAAAGAAUCCAACGUGUUAUUUCUUUGAGGCAGUGAUUGUGAAAGUUGGGUUUUCUUUCUAUAUAUAUAUUUUUAAUUUCAUUGACCAUUUGCGCAAUAGGAGUUAGACAUGAUUAGUCACUGAAUAAAUUUGUUGCAUUGACCCGUUUGGGAAAAGUGUUGCUUUUUUUUUAAUUUGUUUGGGGGGAGGGGUUUUGUAACCUGAAAAUUUUCCCGUUUUUCUUCUGUUUAAAACUAUAUCAAAUCAUUCUAUGAUAGUGUUAUUUAAUAUGUAAAUUGUAUUGCUAUACAUAAAAUAAAGUAUGGUUUUUGAUGUA